Messenger RNA from Limulus polyphemus (Atlantic horseshoe crab), 2411 nucleotides. RefSeq names its product chorion peroxidase-like. Gene Ontology annotation, molecular function: peroxidase activity; heme binding. The record is from RefSeq and is a predicted model, not a curated record. Gene Ontology annotation, biological process: response to oxidative stress. The transcript has 12 exons. The coding region runs from base 1 to 2295 and encodes 764 amino acids. NCBI's taxonomy places the organism in Eukaryota, Metazoa, Arthropoda, Merostomata, Xiphosura, Limulidae.
AUGCUAGCCAUCUUUCUCUUAACAACGGUAGCAUUUGGGCAAGAGCUAAGUCGAAACUUGACCGCUGGUCAAAAUGGGUAUCAUAAAGGGGAACUGGAAACUAUUGGUCAAACUGUGGAAGGAUUGUGGAGCUUAGACAAAGCACCAACAACUGGUUGGAGCCCCGAAGUACCACGAACUAAUCGUGCAGAACUUGAUGUACCACUGGUCCCUAUAGCUUUAGCAGAUACUGAGUCUCGGAUGCUGAUUCUUAAUACUGCUGCUCAAUAUGGCCUACAGAUGGCUGAUGACAUCGUAGAAACCCUUGAACCAAUGUUAUUUAGUAAAGGGGUUAUGUUACACGACUCGGACGUAGGAUCGUUAUUAUCAACGUUCUCCAAUCUACUUCCUCAGGCUAAGCAGAUGUCUCGGGUUGCAUUAGCUGCUGUUAGUGCUACAAGUCUGUUAUCCGAGAGGUUCCAGCUCACAAGGGAACAGAUCACAUCAGGCUUACAACAAAUCGACGUCUAUAACACACCUCUCUCUACCAACUGUCCACUCCCUGUGCAAUCCGACCCCGAAUGUCCCUGGUUUAGUCGACAUUACCGGACAGCCGACGGCAGUUGUAAUAACCAAGCGAAUCUGCUCUGGGGCAGAAGUUUGACCCCAUUCGUUAGAUUCUUGCCUCCAGAUUAUUCAGACGGCGUCUCUAAACCACGGAUAUCGCGAGGUCGGACGCCUCUGCCUUCUGCUCGGCACCUUAGCAACGCACUAAUCCAACAUCAAGAUCGUCCCCAUCCACGGGCUUCGGUGAUGCUGAUGCAGUGGGGUCAGUUCCUGGAUCACGACAUGACCCACAGCGCAGUUACAACGGGGUUCAACGGAGCUAAGUUGCGUUGUUGCGGAGUGUCGCCAGCCUUGCAGCAUCCGGCAUGCUUUCCCAUUCUCAUCCCACACGAUGACGUCUUCUACAGCCACUACAACGUUUCCUGUAUGGAAUUUGCUCGCUCCAGCCCGUCUCCUCAUCACGGAUGUGGUCUUGGCCCUCAGGAACAGAUUAACGAGAUCACGUCUUACCUGGACGCUUCGAAUGUAUACGGUUCCACAAAGAGUGACGCGGCCUACCUGCGAGCCUUUAAGGGGGGUCGCCUACGAGAAACGUCUUUUAAAUUCAAAAAAUCCAUUUUGCCCCCAGGAACGGUCAAAGAAUUAGAAGAAUGCCGCCAUAUUGAUCCUCACAAUACCGCUUGUUUCACAGCAGGAGAUGCUCGUGUGAACGAACUUCCAAGCCUUACUGCUAUGCAUACUGUAUGGCUUCGUCAGCACAACCGCCUGGCCAAUCAUCUGGCAUUAUAUAAUCCUCACUGGGACGAUGAGAAGGUGUACCAGGAAUCUCGUCGCAUCGUGGGCGCCAUGACACAGCACAUCACGUACAAUGAGUUCUUGCCCGUGGUGUUGGGAGAACUAGUCAUGAAAGUGUACGGUUUAACCCUAAAACCACGUGGCCAUUACACCAAGUAUGACCCUACCGUGAAUGCUGGAGUGGCCAAUGCCUUCGCUACAGCGGCCUUUCGCUUUGGCCACAGCCUCGUACCAGGAAGAUUUCUCCGCUACUCCAAGGACACAGCCCCAUCUAGAGCUUUAAGAAACGAAUUCUUUAACCCGGGAUCGAUGCUCCAAGAUGGAUCCAUGGACAAGUUACUGCUGGGCCUGUUAAACCAGAAGGCCCAACAAGUGGAUGAGUACAUCACAGGAGAGCUCUGUAAUCACCUCUUUCAGCGCCACCACCACAUGUUCGGCAUGGAUUUAUUUGCUGUUAACAUUCAGCGAGGUAGAGAUCACGGUAUUCCAUCCUACACCGCCUGGCGGCGCUACUGUAGUCUCAAGUCCGUACACUCUUUUAGUGAUCUUCGAGGUUUGAUGGAAGAUUAUGUCAUCAGAAGACUUGAGGAAAUGUACGAGACCGUGGAUGACAUUGAUCUCUAUAUAGCAGGCCUAGCAGAAAAACCAGUGAUUGGGGGGUUGGUCGGCCCCACGUUUGCCUGUAUUAUUGCUCAACAGUUUCAAAAUUUCAAGAUUGGUGAUAGAUUUUGGUAUGAAAAUGGUGGUUUUGAAUCUUCAUUUACAUCAGAACAACUUCAAGAACUGAGGAAAACAUCUUUUGCCCGAAUCUUAUGUGAUAAUCUGGAUGAGAUUGUGACUAUUCAACUAAGACCAAUGGAGCAGUGGAAUAUAAGAUGGAACCCCCGAGUGUUGUGCAGUAGUUCCAAUCUUCCAAAUCUGAACUUGGAUAAAUGGAUAGAGAGCCCCGGUUGACUAGAAGCAGUUCCCUCUUUUCGAAGUGUACCUGUGAUUUGAUAUCUUUUUAUGUAUAGUUAUCUGGAAAAAUGACUCUCUUUGUUUUGUGUACAUAGUUAUAAAAUGUACUAAUU